This is a messenger RNA of Laccaria bicolor S238N-H82, 1845 nucleotides long. Its product is annotated as acyl-CoA synthetase. The transcript has 11 exons. Gene Ontology annotation, molecular function: CoA-ligase activity. NCBI's taxonomy places the organism in Eukaryota, Fungi, Basidiomycota, Agaricomycetes, Agaricales, Hydnangiaceae. Gene Ontology annotation, biological process: secondary metabolic process. The coding region runs from base 1 to 1845 and encodes 614 amino acids. The record is from RefSeq and is a predicted model, not a curated record.
AUGGCUAAACCCAGAAGCCCCAGGAUCUACAAGUCCCUCAUUCCAGCCGUGCCAGUAAUCCGCCAAUCCAUCUUCACCUUCCUUUUCGAGCAUGGGUACUAUGCCUGGCCGUCUUCUGUUCCAGCGCUAGUCGACGCAACCGACGGGCGGACCAUUACCCGAGGGCAACUGAAAGACUACGCCCUUCGCUUAGCCUGGGGUUUGCGUAAUGAUUUGCGGCUUCCUUCUACACCUUCUAGUACCUCCGACACUACGUCCCAAUUGUCUUGUUCAACGCACCUCGCUCGCGGGGACACUGUGAUGAUCAUGAGUCCUAACACACUAUCCUGGCCUGUGGCGCUCUUUGGAUGCGUCGCUGCUGGUCUACGAAUAACAUUUGCCAGCUGCACUACAACAGCCAGAGAGUUGUCCUGGCAAUGGAUAGAUAGCAAAGCUCGCUGCAUCAUCCUCGCACCUCAUCUAGUACAGGUUGCGAAAGAUAUGUUCAAGCUCGUAGGAGUGUCGGAUGACGAAGCCGAUCGGCGAAUAUGGAUCCUGGAGGACGAGACCAUAUUGACGUCCAAUCACCGGACAGUAACCGGUAAUUAUCUUGGGACCCUGCUCUAUGGCGGUAUAUUAUCUGGAGAGGAGCUGUUUAGUGGAAGGGACGCCGACGAAACUGUUUAUAUCUGCUAUAGCUCAGGUACCACGACAAGUCACAAGAACGUAGCAUCGGUGCUGGGGAUGACCAAUGCUGUCUGGCGUGGUUGUGAGACCGACAGUGACGUCUAUCUCGCCGUACUUCCGGUGUACCAUAUGUUCGGUAUGCUCUGUAAUUCAUCUGUAUCAGCCUUUGUCCCAACGACGGCCUCAUCAGGUUUGGCGAUGCUCCUGCAUUACCCUUUGAUGCGAGGACGAGCGUUAGUCAUGUUGAACGGGGGAUUCGAACCUGACAGAUUUUGCAAAGCCAUUGAAGACUACAAAGUUACCACUCUCAUGUUGGUCCCGCCCAUCCUUCUCACUCUAAGCACACAUGCCGCGGUAGAUAAAUACGACCUACGAACUUUGACUAACGUAGCAUCCGGUGCUGCGCCCCUAUCUUUGGCACUUGCAAAUAAAUUCCUCGGCCGGCUCAAAUCGAGGGGCGUGAACGUUCAUCUACUGCAGGGCUGCGGCUCGACGGAAACGACAUGUCCCGCCCAGAUUGUAGCCCCAGAAGACUCGACAAGAAAGUUCGGAAGCGUCGGACAACUACUUCCGAAUAUAGAGGCGCGAAUUAUGCGCGAAACUGAUGGUUUGACUGGUGAGACCAUCGACGUUGAGGAAGGACAGCCUGGGGAACUGUGGUUAAGAGGACCAACGAUUACCAAGGGAUACUUGAAUAAUCCGUCUGCUAAUGAGUCUAGUUUCACUGUCGAUGGUUGGUAUAAAACGGGGGAUAUUCUACGGCGUGACCAAGAUGGCUAUUUCUAUAUUGUUGAUCGGAAGAAAGAGAUGAUCAAGUAUAAGGGCUACCAAGUGGCUCCCGCGGAGCUGGAAGCGAUAUUGAUGGAGAAUACCGAGGUAGCGGACGUGGGCGUGAUUGGUAUCAUGAAUAAAUACAGCGGUGACGAACUUCCUAGGGCAUACGUCACCCCAUCCAAUCCCGCCGUUUUGGCACUGGAAGAAUCGAAGAGAGCUUUUGAAAUGCGGAUAAAGCAUUGGAUUGAAGGCCAGGUUUCGCAAUACAAAUAUUUAAGGGGUGGUGUUGUCGCGGUCAAUGACGUACCAAAGAGUCCCACAGGGAAAAUUUUGAGAAAGGAUCUUCGCGAAUGGGCGAGGAUAGAACAGGAGCGGGGUCGUAAAGCAAACAUGGCAAGGCUAUAA